AUGUCUGCCACUCUUGUCGUUCACCACCUGCGUGUCAGUCAGUCCGAGUCUAUCGUCUGGCUUUGCGAGGAGCUUGGUCUCGAUUACAAGCUGGUAUGCCACGACCGCGAUCAGCAGACACUCUUGGCCCCCGAUGCAUACAAAGAGCUCAGUCCGCUUAGAACUGCCCCGGUGAUAGAGGAUGUCGAUACUUAUACACCAAACAACGAUCACAUCCGCUUGGCAGAAUCUCAGGCUUGUAUCGAAUGGAUCUGCAGGAAACACGGUCAAGGACGGUUGCUGAACAAGCCUUGGGACCCUAACUGGAAGGAAUGGCUCUUUUGGUGGCACUUUACACAUGGCUCUUUCCAACCCGCCUGUCAGAUGAAAAUGAUCGCUGGAGCGCUUCCGAAGGACAACCCUAGCCAAAAAAUAAUCGACUCCAGAAUCGAUCACUAUCUCGACUUGAUUGAGCAGCGCCUGAGCAAGUCAAGGUUCCUCGUUGGCGAUGAGCUCACAGCCGCCGAUAUCCAGAUGAUCUUCCCGCUCACCACCCAAAGAUCCUUUAUACCGUUCGACCUGAGCCCAUACCCCAACACCCUGAGAUAUCUAAAAGAGAUUGGAGAGAGACCCGCAUACCAAAAAGCCUUUGAGAAGGCCGAGACAACGCUGAAACCGAUGCUUGACGCAAACCCCAAGUCUCUCUAUAGCAUCGCUUAG
Aureobasidium namibiae CBS 147.97 is the source of this 699-nucleotide messenger RNA. RefSeq names its product glutathione S-transferase. The coding region runs from base 1 to 699 and encodes 232 amino acids. The record is from RefSeq and is a predicted model, not a curated record. The transcript is spliced from 2 exons. NCBI's taxonomy places the organism in Eukaryota, Fungi, Ascomycota, Dothideomycetes, Dothideales, Saccotheciaceae.